CAUUCCCUUCUUUUUUCCUUUUCUCUUCUUAAUUCUCUGUUCCAUAUCUUCAAGUUUAGAUUUUUUCAUUUAAUUAAUAUAGUUUUUUUCCUUUCUGGAUUUUACUUGUUUUAAAUUUUCUUAAAGGGUUUUCUUUUGAGCUGAAAAUUAAGUAGAUCGGAGAGUGAUAAGUGGUUAGCCUUCGGUUUGCGGAUGCAUGAGCAGUUGUGGGGAAUUCUUGGAUACAUGAAUGCAAGUUAGGAAUUGUAUUACAAGCUAAGGUUAUAAAACAUGAAAACUGAAGGGAAACCACAUUUGAUAAAGAAGCUUGCUGAUGUAAAAUGUCAAAGGGUGGAUGGGUCCGUUGUUCCUGGCUUGGAAGAAGCAGCUCAAGUUGAGCAUUUACUUGCAGAACCUAAUAGUGAGCAUUCAGUAGAUGGAGUGUUAUGUUUUGGGAAGGAAAACUUAGAGAAACACCUGAAAAUGGAAGACUUCUUCUCUUGCGCUCUUGAUUACAGCUGGAAAAUUAAUUGUGGUGAGGUCUAUGGUCAAGGAGGAGAUGAUUUGAAGCUUGAAAUUCUUGAUGGAUUGCUGGAUGAUGUUGAUGAAGUGGACAAUAUUCAAGCAGCCGAUGAUCUCUCUGUUACAUGUGAAGGUUUUCAGUUGGAUAUUGAAUUUCCUGAAAAGUUUUCUGAAUCAGAUUGUGCUCCUCAUGAAGGAUCAAAUUCGCAUAACUUGGAUUCACAAAGUCAUGCCCCCGGGUUUAGUGGAAGUUGUAGCAGUGCUGGUGGCAUAUCAGAAUCAUCAGUUGCAACUCUUCAAGAAUCCAACAGCCAGAAUGGUGUGCUCAGGAAGAUGGUCAGUCGUGAUUUACAUCAUACCUUUAAGAGCAAAUUUGGUUGUCAGGCACCAGUUAUGGACACUGUUCGGCCUACUAUAGAACAUGUGCAAAGUUUUGAUGAGUCUGACGAUGAUGAAAAGCCUUUAGUAAGUUUCAUAUUGUCUACUAAGAGUGUAAAAUGCUCUGUAACAAAAGGUGGCACCCUUUUAAGACAGAAGCGACUGCGGAAGCCUACUAGCAGGUAUAUUGAAGAGUUUUCUAGAAAUUCUACUUCUUCUUCAAAGAAGUGCCUUAAAGUCGGAUCACAAGGAGACCUUCCUCAGGUGGCGUCUGAACUCAAGCGACAGAGAGGACAUCUUAAGAAAAUAGUGCCAAAAUUGGAACUUGAAUCUGAUUCUGAACCCUUUGCAUCUAAAUCUGAAGAUGAACAAAAGAGAACCAAGAGAUCCAGAACGGUUUGUGAUAGGAGGAAGCAUCAAAGGAUGUGGACCCUUGCGGAGGUGAUUAAGUUGGUUGAUGGGAUUGCUCAGUAUGGUGUUGGAAGAUGGACUGAUAUAAAAAGGCUUCUAUUUGCAUCAUCUGCUCAUCGAACACCAGUUGAUCUGAGGGACAAAUGGCGAAAUCUUCUAAGGUCUAGCUCUGCACGUAAACGCAACAGGAGAGAGUUGCAGGGUGAGACUAAGCCGAAGCAUGCUGUACGUCACCUACCAAUGCCUGUGGUAUGCCGCAUCCAUGAACUGGCAACCAUUCAUCCAUAUCCAAUGGCCCGCUGCCCUAAAAAACCAUCUGAUCAUAAUUAUGUUCCUUUGUCCAAACAACCAAGAACAGCUAAAGUCGCUCCGGUUUACUCUCAGGGGAGAGAUUUACGUAGGAAGAAGUGCAGUUAAGUAAUUUGCUGUAAAGCAAAAACAUGCAAUCCAAGUAUAGUUGUAAAGGUGUAUUCUUCCUUGCAUCGCCCUUAACACCUGCCAUGAUCAGCUCAUAUAAAAAUGUACUUAGAUCAUUAGCAAAUAUCUGUUAAACGUUACACCAAGUGACUUAAGCUUAUAUUUAAAU
This is a messenger RNA of Hibiscus syriacus, 1876 nucleotides long. RefSeq lists its product as uncharacterized. NCBI's taxonomy places the organism in Eukaryota, Viridiplantae, Streptophyta, Magnoliopsida, Malvales, Malvaceae. The coding region runs from base 271 to 1707 and encodes 478 amino acids. The record is from RefSeq and is a predicted model, not a curated record. The transcript is spliced from 9 exons.